Molecule: messenger RNA, 2300 nt
Organism: Macrobrachium nipponense
Lineage: Eukaryota; Metazoa; Arthropoda; Malacostraca; Decapoda; Palaemonidae
Product: ribonuclease H1-like
Exons: 6
Coding region: 76-990 (304 amino acids)
Biological process (GO): DNA replication, removal of RNA primer
Molecular function (GO): RNA-DNA hybrid ribonuclease activity; magnesium ion binding; nucleic acid binding
Source: RefSeq, a predicted model, not a curated record
GGAAUAAUAACAUCUGGUCCUGGACGUGAAGGUGUGUGAGUGUGUGGGUGAUGCUCUCUCCCGGUUUGGACUUGGAUGAACACUUUCGGCCUCCUCAGUCGCUAUCUACACUGUCGCCUGAGUGUAACCGUUCGAAACUGUUCUAGGAUGCCUUUUUACGCCGUCGCCAGGGGUGUUACCCCUGGGGUUUACGCCACUUGGGCGGAAUGCCAAGACCAGAUCACUGGAUUUAAGGGAGCUAGGUAUAAGAAAUUUUCAACCAUGACUGAAGCCCAGGAAUUUGUACAAGAACAUGCUGCCAAUAAUCCUGUCGUGGAUCGACGUUCUGAAAGCGAGAAGACUGCGGAAAAGAAAGAUUCAAGCAAUGGUUCAGAAGCAAAACCAGAAUCUAAGCCAGAAUCUUGCACUGAGAAAAGGAAGCACUCGAGCGAUGGGGAAGAGGAGACGGAGGAGGGUUCCGAGAAGAAAAAGUUGGCUACGGACGACAAGUCGAAGUUUUCUACCGACAGUGAUGGCUUCAUGAUUGUUUAUACGGACGGUGCCUGUCAAUUCAAUGGUCGACAUGGGGCGCAAGCAGGAGUAGGAGUGUUCUUUGGACAUGGCCACCCAUUGAAUGUUUCUGAACCAGUUCGUGGCAAGGCAACUAAUAACAUGGCUGAAAUCCAGGCUGCUACAUAUGCAGUGGAACUUGCACAAGCUUCAGGUUUCAAAAAAGUAGCCGUUCACACAGACUCUCAGUUCAUGAUUAACUGCAUGACAUCAUGGUUGAAGGGCUGGAAGAAGAAGAACUGGGUCAAGAGUGAUGGAGAGCCUGUCAAGAAUAAGGAUGAACUGAUUGCUUUGGAUAAGGCCUGUGAUGGGUUAUCUGUGAAGUGGGUUCAUGUGAAGGGCCACGAUGGUCAUGAGGGUAAUGAAGAGGCCGAUAGGCUAGCAAGACAAGGAGCUAAACUAUAUAAGGCCGAGAACAACAAAGCUGACGAUGACGACUAAGUGAGAAUCUCCUUUGUUAGUUCAAAGUUUCUUAAAUUGUAUGUUGAAUAUUCUAUUUAGCAAUUUUUGCAGCCUGUUAUUUUAUCACAUGUAUUUUGUUUGUGAUGUUGCUUCAAUGGAUCUGAAGUAUGAUUUUUUUGGUUUAACAGCACUUACUUUUCUUUUUCAAACAUAAUAUAAUGAACUUAGGUUCUGCCAUAAAGGUUUUCAGCUCUAAAAAGAGUUUAGAGUUCAGUUUUAGAGAAGUAUUUUUGUAUAUUUAUAUAUUGAUGUUACCAAGUACUACUAGGAUUUUCUAGUCUAGUACUAAUCUUGAAGGAAAGUAUUUUGUUUCAAAAAUCAAUAAACCAGUGAAGAGUUAAUUUUAUAACCUAACCAUACCACAGAGAGAAGUGAGACAGGAAAGGGAAGAUAGAAAAUAUUCAGGAUAGCUAAAUGACAGAGGAAAGAUGGAAUCUGAAAGGAAUGUUGAAAAGAAAGAGAUCAGUGAAUUAUUUUGGUAAUUUUGAAAAAAUCUAACUGAAGAGAAUGAAUAUGAAGUGAAAAGGCACAGGACCAGAAUAUUUGAAAACCUAAAUCUAAAGACUCAAAAGAGUGACAUUAAACAGGUGAUUAUAGAAGAAUAAUAGUUUGAGCAUUUCUCUGAAAGUGGUAGUGCUGGAGGAAAGUUCAAGUAACUGGUUGAAAUCAGUAUUUACCAUUUAGUCUUGACAGAUUCAAGAAGUUUCAAAAUUUGUAAUGAAUCAGAUGUGUUAUCUUUGUGGGUACAGAGAAGACAUUUGACAGGACCAAGUCAUGUAUUUCUGUCAUAUAGCUUCCCCUUAAAUGUUUUUUAUCGGCUGCUUUUUCUUGAAUUCCUUGUCUAAUAAAAUUUUUUAAAAACUUAAUAUUUGUUAUGAAAACACAGUAGUUGUCCAUUAAAAAGGCAAAAGGUACCAGUCUCAUCAAAUCAGUGAUAGUGGCUGGUGUGAGAAUAGUUUGAAAAAUUUAGCAUCUUCAAGCUGCAAAGAGCAUAAAGGGAGGUGGAUAGGUCUCUAGGAAUCAAGAGGAGGCUUGGAUACUCUUCAUUCUCCUUGCCUUCUUCAUUCUUUACGAUUAUCACCGCAAGAAGAGGUCCUGACGUUCCUCAUAGAGGGUUACAUAUACCUGAGGUGGCUGUCAUGUUGGUACUCAAUUUUGGCUGUGACUACAUUUCAAGAUUUUCAACCCUCACAGUGGAAUAGAGUAUUGUGCCUUUAGAUUUAAAGAUUUGUUCAUGUUAUUACAUUUUUCUUGUAUGCAAGUUACAUAAAAUUUUGAAAUCAGCCAAA